UCUUGGAGCUUGAAGGGAAAGUGGAAAGUACAAAGAGAGCUGGAGAGUUUUUCUUCAUUUGCAUUCAAUUGCUUUAAGAAUAAUAGCUAAAGUGCGUGAGCGUUCCUAGGUUGAAAUCAAAAUUCCAACAAACUCUGCGUGCUAUUGCUGUGUUCAUCAUCUCCUUCUACCUACGACAGAAACUUUGUGCCUGGUUACACAAGAAACUAAGAUAUGGCUGUAGAAUCUGUGCUUACUUUUGCCACCGAGGGAAUACUGACGAAGCUGACUUCCCUUGCUGCUCAAGAAAUCAGUCUUGCCUGGGGAUUCAAAGCUGAACUAAACAGGCUUCGCAAAACACUGUCCACCAUUGAAGGUUACUUAGCCGACGUUGCCCAGGGACCACAAGGUCGGAGCAAGUCCGUAGAAGAUUGGGUGACGAAUCUUAAACGUCUAGCUCAAGAUGCAGAUGAUGUCUUGGAUGAAUUCAACUAUGAACUUCUCCGGCACAAAGUAGAAAUCCGAAAUCAUAUGAAGAAAAAGGUACUCAACUUCUUUUCACUCUCCAAUCCGGUUGCAUUCCGCCUUAAAAUUGCACAUAAAAUUCAGAAGAUCAAUGCAUCCUUGGUGAAUCUCAAGAGUGAGGCUCCUAUCAUUGGACUAGUUUCCAAGAAAACAGAUGCAGCCCCUCGAGGAAUUAGAGGACGGAUACAAACCGACUCACUCCCUGAAAAAGAUGGAAUCAUUGUUGGAAGGGAGGAGGUCGUGUCAGACCUAGUCACAACUUUGACCAACUCCAACAAUAAUCAAGAAAAUCUGUCUGUUAUGGCCAUUGUGGGAAUGGCAGGGCUGGGAAAGACAACUUUGGCCAAGUCAGUGUACAAUGAUAAUUCAGUAAUAAAGUAUUUUGAAAAAAGGAUAUGGGUGUGUGUAUCUGAUCCUUUUAACAUCAAUGUGAUUUUGAUCUGCAUGUUAGAAUCUCUUAACCCAUCAAAAGCCACUGUAAGAGAAAAUCAAGAUGCACUGGUUAAAUACCUUGAAGAAGAGUUGAGAGAGAAAAGAUACUUGCUGGUACUUGAUGAUGUUUGGAAUGAAGAUUCGGAGAAAUGGGAAAGUUUGAUGACCUAUUUGUCAAAGUUGAAUUCUGCUCCAGGAAGCAAAAUUAUUGUCACUACCCGCAGCGGCAUAGUUGCAUCACUCACAGAAACACUUCCGCGGCCUGAAUUGGAACUUCUAUCAACGGAUGAAUGCUGGUCCAUAUUGAAACAUGCAGCUUGCUCAGAUGGUAGUUCUGAUAUACCUCUUGGUUUAGAGAGAAUUGGACGGGAAAUUGCUAAAAAUUGUGAAGGUCUACCAUUGAUAGCAAAGGUUUUAGGAGGUAUUUUGCGCUCUAAAAAGACUCCUGCUGAAUGGUCUGAAGUCAAAGACAGUAGAAUAUGGGACUUACCAAAGGCAGAAGAUAGAAUCAUGUCAGUUUUGAAGUUGAGUUUCGAUAAUUUGGAAUCACCAGCACUGAAGCAAUGUUUUUCAUAUUGCUCAACGUUCAUGAAAAAUGCCGAUAUGGAAAGAGAUAACUUGAUUCAACUUUGGAUGGCUCAAGGAUUCCUCCAUCCUUCUCCUGAAAAAAAUAAUCUAGACAUGGAGGAUAUAGGUAAUGAAUAUUUUGAUAUUCUAUUCCAAAGCUCCUUAUUUCAAAAUGCUACAGUGGAUGAUGAUGGCAUUGUUGCUGAAUGCAAGAUGCACGAUCUAGUGCACGAUCUUGCAGAACGUGUAUCCGAAACUGAAAGCAUGAUGCGAGACUUCCACAAUGAAAGAAUUCCAGAAGGAAGUAGUGGGAAAUUGAGAUCACUGUUUUCGAAUGCUGAAGCACUACUUGGAAACAUGUUGCCAUGGUUUAAAGCUUUACGUGUCUUGAAAUUAUACGACGAAAAUAUUGAGGAGCUUCCAAGUUCAAUCGGAAAGCUAAAACACUUGAGAUAUCUUGACAUUUCCUUUACAGAAAUCAAAAGACUUCCAAAUUCUAUUGGCAAGCUAUAUAACCUACAGACAUUAAGAGCAACAAACUGCGGUCUUAAAGAAUUUCCAAAAGCCGUGCAAAACUUGAUCAACUUGAGAUAUGUUUAUUGUGACGAAGGAACAAAAUUUCCAGCUGGGGUAUUAAGGAGAUUAACUAGCCUUCGAAAAUUAACUUGCUCUUUGAUGGGUAGUGAAAUUGAGGAGCUGGCUGCCUUGAAUCAAUUGAAGGGUAAAUUGAUUAUUCGUAAUUUGGAAGACGUAAGGAAUGGAGAUGAGGCAAGUAAAGCUAAAUUAGAGGAGAAGAAAAAGGUACGCCACUUUCUAUUUAAAUGGACGAAAAACAGGUCAACAACCAAUAAUAAUGAAGAGGAUGUACUAGAAGGCCUCCAGCCGCAUUUUGAGUUGGAAAGGCUAGCGAUUCAAUUUUUCAUAGGUACUAAAUUUCCAUCAUGGAUGAUUAAGCUUGACAAUUUAAAGAAAAUUAAUCUUAAGGGGUGCAACCGAUUUGAAGAAGUCUCAACACUCAGCCAUCUGCCUCAUCUUACAGGUGUUUGGAUUCAAGGAUGUAGUGGUCUACAAUCUAUUCCAGAUUUAAAUCUCUUCACAUCCCUCCGUGAAUUGAGCAUUGAAUCUUGUGAGAGAUUAGAAAGUUUGGUGAGCAGUGGGCCCGCCAAUGUUGUGGAGGUGCUGAAUAUAACAGGUUGUAGUGGUCUACAAUCUAUUCCAGAUUUAAACCUCUUCACAUCCGUCCAUAUAUUCAACAUUGAAUCUUGUGAUAGAUUAGAAAGUUUGGUGAGCAGUGGACCCAUCAAUGUGGAGUUGCUGCAUAUAAAAGGUUGUAGUGGUCUACAAUCUAUUCCAGAUUUAAACCUCUUCACAUCCGUCCAUAUAUUCAACAUUGAAUCUUGUGAUAGAUUAGAAAGUUUGGUGAGCAGUGGGCCCAUCAAUGUGGAGUUGCUGCAUAUAAAAGGUUGUAGUGGUCUACAAUCUAUUCCAGAUUUAAACCUCUUCACAUCCGUCCAUAUAUUCAACAUUGAAUCUUGUGAUAGAUUAGAAAGUUUGGUUAGCAGUGGGCCCAUCAAUGUGGAGUUGCUGCAUAUAAAAGGUUGUAGUGGUCUACAAUCUAUUCCAGAUUUAAACCUCUUCACAUCCGUCCAUAUAUUCAACAUUGAAUCUUGUGAUAGAUUAGAAAGUUUGGUGAGCAGUGGGCCCAUCAAUGUGGAGUUGCUGAAUAUAACAGGUUGUAAUGGUCUACAAUCUAUUCCAGAUUUAAACCUCUUCACAUCCGGUAUAUUCAACAUUAAAUCUUGUGAGAGAUUAGAAAAUUUGGUAGUAAUAGCCCACAAUGGCCACAAUCUCUCUUGUUGAGUUGGAAAUAAGCUGCUGUAUCUACCUAGUGUCACAGCUAUGCAACGCCUCAUCAAAUUACAAGCCCUAGAUAUUUGGCAAUGUCCCCUUCUGAAGGAAAGAUGCACCAAGGAUAGCGGCCCAGAAUGGCCCAAGAUUUCUCACAUUCCACAUAUCGACAUUUAUGACUAGACAGCAGACAGAUUGAGUCUAUGUGUACAAUGAAUUCGUAAUAGCUCCAACUUUCACAGUGAAGAAAUGGUCAGCUUUCCGUCUUAUAUAUCGACACGCUAAUGACAUUGGUUGGUUUUGAGAACAGAAGGGGAAAGAAAGAUGAACCAGAGUCCUUAUUAGCAGAUGAUACUCCGCAAUCCUCAUGAUUAAGCUCAUUGGUCGGAUCGAGGGCUGAACUUGGUGGACUUCUGUUUUGGCCUCUCCGUCAACCUCUGCCUCGUGCUGGUGGAGUUCUUUGUGAACUGUUUUUCCUAUUUGAUAGUUGAACAUCAGGGUAGGUGGAAAAUUCAAAACCCAAUGCAGCGCUCUAUCUGGAGAGGCAAAUAUUGAAGGGUGACAAGGUGAAUAAGAGAAGACAAAACAGAUUCUUUGGAUCAUCCUAUAUAGCUGGGUCUUUGGCAAAUCUAUGACUAAGAAAAGGUGUAAUAUUCAAUAAAAUGUCACGUUUAGAAUGAUUGCUAUAGAAUUCUUCUUUCAUGAAUGUAAUGUAGCGGAUAUUAUUUGCAUCGUAACAACUUAAUUGAAACAGAACAAAGAAGAAGGAAAUGAAGGAA
Messenger RNA from Prunus persica (peach), 4130 nucleotides. Its product is annotated as putative disease resistance protein RGA1. The transcript has 5 exons. Lineage: Eukaryota; Viridiplantae; Streptophyta; Magnoliopsida; Rosales; Rosaceae. Gene Ontology annotation, biological process: defense response to other organism. Gene Ontology annotation, molecular function: ADP binding. Bases 214 to 3363 code for a protein of 1049 amino acids. The record is from RefSeq and is a predicted model, not a curated record.